Molecule: messenger RNA, 1036 nt
Organism: Oryza sativa Japonica Group (Japanese rice)
Lineage: Eukaryota; Viridiplantae; Streptophyta; Magnoliopsida; Poales; Poaceae
Product: NDR1/HIN1-like protein 2
Biological process (GO): defense response to other organism
Cellular component (GO): plasmodesma; plasma membrane
Source: RefSeq, a predicted model, not a curated record
CGAAUGUUGGCAUCUCGAUCGCUUUUGGGCAGCAAGGCAAGAAUAUUACUUGCCUUCCACACCCUUAAUCACAUGCACGGCCCCCAUACAGACGCAGCUAUAAAACAUCACGAACGCCAUGAGAAGAUGUCCAUUGUCCAAAGCCAAGAGCAGCAGCAGAGGGUAGCUAGCUCGAACAGCACACUACUGAAGCUGAUCAGAAGGAAGCAGCAAGGCAAGCAGGUUUAGUUUAAGCAGCAGCUCGCCGCCGGCAAUAAUGCCGCCGUACCGGCUGCCGAUGUACCGGGAGAGGCCGGCGGUGAGGUGCAUCAACUUCCUCUGCGCCGUGCUGCUCACCAUGGUGCUCGUCGCCGGCAUCAUCAUGUUCGUGCUGUGGCUCAGCCUCCGGCCGCACCGGCCCAGGUUCUUCCUCGACGACUUCACCAUCCCCAACCUCAACCGGCAGUCCGGCGCCGUGAACCUGCCGGUGAGGUUCACCGUCGACGAGCGCAACCCCAACCAGAAGAUCGGCAUCCACUACGGCACCAUCUUCGGGUCGGUGUACUACAACGACCUGCUCGUCGCGUCGGGGCCGGUGGUCCAGCCAUUCUACCAGCAGCCCAAGGGCGACACGCCGCUGGCCGGCGAGCUCACGGCGUCCGGGCCGACGCCCGGCGACCCGGCGUGGCAGCGGUUCGCCGGCGACGCGGCGGCCGGCAGCGUCGCGCUCCGGCUGCUGCUCAACUCGACGGUGAGGUUCCAGGUGCAGAUGUGGGACACCAGGGAGCACCACAUGAAGGUGGACUGCGAGUUCGGCCUGCGUGGCGACGGCACGCUCCAGCAGGGGGACAAGAACAAGCAGUGUACGCUCUACUUCUAGGGUGGAUGGACCGUAUCUUAAUUUUUCCUCGAUUUUUCUUUGUGAGUGGUUUUAUAUUUUUCAUCGUUUGGAUUUUCGAGUGAUAUUGAUUAUUACUUUUUACCCCUUGUUGACAAAUGUAAUUUGUUUGUAACUGUACAUUAAUUUUAUUAAACUGUCUGAAUUAUUAAUGUUGUA